Molecule: messenger RNA, 1839 nt
Organism: Xiphophorus hellerii (green swordtail)
Lineage: Eukaryota; Metazoa; Chordata; Actinopteri; Cyprinodontiformes; Poeciliidae
Product: zinc finger protein OZF-like
Exons: 3
Coding region: 121-1608 (495 amino acids)
Biological process (GO): regulation of transcription by RNA polymerase II
Molecular function (GO): DNA-binding transcription factor activity, RNA polymerase II-specific; RNA polymerase II cis-regulatory region sequence-specific DNA binding
Source: RefSeq, a predicted model, not a curated record
UUAACUUGUUAGCAUUAGCAGCGUGAGCUCUACGCUGGGAAACAGUGGGACGGCUUCGGUUCGGUUCUGUUUGCUUGGUAGUUGUUAGUGGAGGUCUUGGACGGAUUGGAUUCAUCAGAGAUGUGGACCCAGCGGGUCAAACGACGUUCGGAUGCAGUAGCGGAGCAGAGGCACGAAAGUCUGGAUCCGUCUUUCGAACCUCGGCUGCACCGAUCUGAAACUCAGGUUGGGACGAAAUAUCUGUUGCUGUCAGGAAAAACUGAUGAGAGAGACUGCAGCCUGUGGAACAUCAUUGAGGUUCCUCCAGAUAUUCAACAGAGAAUUCUAAUUAAAAAAGAAUCUCCAGAAGAAAAUAAUCUAGCUGUUACCCACCAGUCUUCCCUCGUCAAGGAAGAACUGGAAGAACUCGGGAUUGGUCUGGAGGAAGAAAAGCUCAAAGGGAAGGACAAAAUCACUGCGGUUCUCAUUAAGAGUGAAGAUGAAGAGAAGACUCCUCUUCAACAUCAACAAAUUGUGGACAGAGAUGUUCCAAGCAGCAGCACAGCUAAAACUGAAGAAGGUGUCCAUGGAGGAGCAGAGUUCUGCAGAACCCUGAAGGGAAACAGUUCUGUAGAGACUUUCUCCUCUUCAGAGACUGAAGUCAGUAAUGAGGAUGAAGAGGAUGACACGAACCGUGUGCGGAAACCAUUUUUUUGUGACUUUUGUGCAAAACAAUUUAAACUAAGGACAGAUUUAAACAGACACAUAAGAGUUCACACAGGAGAGAAACCGUUUUGCUGUGAUGUUUGUGGACAAAACUUUCGGUUAAAAAUACAUCUUGACACACACAUGACGAUUCACACAGGGGAGAAGCCGUUUGGCUGUGAUAUCUGUGGUCAGGUAUUUAGUCGGAAGUCGCAUGUAAGCACGCACAUGAGAAUCCACACUGGUGAGAAACCGUUUGGAUGUGACGUCUGUGGACAGACUUUUAGCCACAAGACAAACCUAAACACACACAUGAAAACUCACACAGGAGACAAACCGUUCAGGUGUCACGUUUGUGCUCAAAGAUUUAGUCAAAAGAUCAAUUUGAACACACACAUGAGAAUCCACGCAGGUGAGAAACCUUUUGGUUGUGAUGUUUGUGGACAAAGGUUCAGCCGAAAGGCACAUUUAAAUACACACCGGAGAACACAUACAGGAGACAAACCAUUUGGGUGUGAUGUUUGUGGACAAACAUUUAGCCAUAAGACCAACUUAAACACACAUCGCCGAAUCCAUACAGGAGAGAAACCGUUUGGCUGUGAUGUCUGUGGACAGAGAUUCAGCCAAAAGAUCAAUUUAAAUACACACAUGAGAAUCCACACAGGAGAGAAACCGUUUGGCUGUGAUGUCUGUGGACAGACAUUUAACCAUAAAACAACUUUAAACACACACAUGAGAGUCCACACUGGUGAAAAACCAUAUCAGUGUGAUACCUGUGCACAAACAUUUAGCCAUAAGAGCAGUUUAAAAACACACCAGAGAGUCCACACAGUGGACAACCAAUGUCAAAGACUUAAUGAAAAGACACACUUAAAUAGCCACACUAAGACCACUGUACAAGAAACAUCCCAGUUUGCCAAUUAAAUUCAAAAUAUAAUCAGGUUUUGAGAUUUUUUUUUAUGUGCUGCUAACUUUUGUUUUUAUAUUAAAUAGUUUUGGUUAAAAAGUUCACAUAAAAUCAGGAAAGGAUUUGUUUAAGCACUUUUUCAAUGUUUUGACUUAUCAAUGUCAAAUGUCUUUCUAUGGUACAUUAAAUGAAGACUAGACCAAAGUGCUUCAAAAUUCACCAAUAAUAAAAUAGCAAAUAGAAUUAGA